GGAAGGAACGGAGGGAAGGAUGAACAGAUAGAGGGACCAGUCAGUGACUCAAUGAACGGAUCCCGACCGCGGCUUUUCCAGAGUACCGAACCGGUGAGGAGACACAGAACGUUUUGAACCCACACUGAGCUGACCCAGUAGACCUCAGUAGAGUCCAGUGAGGGUUCGGCUGCAUCGGCAGAAAUGGCAGCCAUGUCCGUGGCUCCGUCCUCCCUCUCCUCCAUCCGACCAUCCCGCUUCCUCCUCCUCUCCUUCUUUGCGCUGCUGUUUUGGCCCGGAUCCAUCCACGCAAGCUCCGGAGAGAAAAACUGUUCGGCCAGCGGAGACCCGUGUCAAGAAGGAGUGGUACUGCCUGUGUGGAACCCUCAGAACCCCUCGGUGGGGGAUAAAGUGGCGCGGGCCAUUGUUUACUUCGUAGCGCUCAUCUACAUGUUCCUGGGCAUGAGCAUUAUAGCGGACCGAUUCAUGUCUUCUAUAGAGGUCAUAACCUCCCAGGAGAAAGAGAUCACCAUAAAAAAAUCGAACGGUGAGACCACGACGGCUACAGUCAGAAUCUGGAAUGAGACCGUCUCUAAUCUCACUCUAAUGGCCUUGGGUUCCAGCGCCCCCGAGAUACUGCUGUCUGUUAUUGAGGUGUGCGGCCACGGUUUCGAGGCCGGCUCUCUGGGUCCCAGCACCAUCGUGGGCAGCGCCGCCUUCAACAUGUUCGUCAUCAUCGCCCUGUGCGUUUACGUGGUUCCCGAAGGAGAGACGCGCAAAAUCAAACACCUUCGGGUGUUUUUCGUCACGGCGGCCUGGAGUAUCUUCGCCUACAUUUGGCUUUACCUGAUCCUGAGCGUGUUUUCCCCUGGAGAGGUGGAGGUUUGGGAGGCGGUGCUGACCUUCCUCUGCUUCCCGCUCUGCGUGGUCCAGGCCUGGGUAGCCGACCGCCGCCUCCUCUUCUACAAGUACGUCCGCAAGCGUUACCGUGCCGACAAGAAUCGCGGCAUCAUCAUCGAGACAGAGGGAGGAGCCGACGGAGGGAUAGGAGGCAUGGACGGAGAAGGCGGGGGAGGAGCGCUGGGUCCAGGCGGCUUCACCAAAAUGGACAUGCUGGAGUUGGACGGCCAGAUAGCGCUGAACUGUCACAGCGGGCUGGACGGAGGGCUGAUGGAGGAAGGAGGAGCAAAGGACGAGGAGGACGAGGCCAGGAGGGACAUGGCGAGGACGCUGAAGGAGCUGAAGCAGAGGCACCCGGAUAAAGACAUGGAGCAGCUGAUCGAGAUGGCUAAUUAUCAGGUCCUGAUGCAGCAGCAGAAGAGCAGAGCUUUCUACCGUAUCCAGGCGACCAGGAUGAUGAUCGGAGCUGGAAACAUCCUGAAGAAACACGCCGCUGACCAGGCUCGCAAGGUGGUGAGCAGCCACGAGACCCAGGCCCAGGAGGACGACCCUCACACCAUCAGGAUGGAGUUCGAGCCUCCUUUGUACCAGUGCUUUGAAAACUGUGGCUCCCUGAAGCUGACCGUCGCCAGACAUGGAGGAGACGCCGGAGUUACCGUCAAGGUGGAUUAUCGCACAGAGGACGGUACAGCAAACGCAGGUUCAGAUUAUGAGUUUGCCGAGGGAACGCUGCUCUUCAAGCCAGGGGAGACCCUGAAAGAGAUCACAGUCGGCGUGAUUGACGACGACAUCUUUGAGGAGGACGAGUAUUUCUACGUCCACCUCAGUAACCCUCGUGUGGUCGGAUACCCUGAGAUCGGCACCGCCCCUCUGGACGCCAGUGCCACGCCCAAAGCAGUGCUGGGUGACAAUCACACAGCCACAGUUACCAUCUAUGAUGAUGAUCACGCAGGCAUCUUUACCUUUGAGAGCGCCACCCAGAAGGUGAGCGAGAGCGUCGGCGUCAUGGAGGUGAAGGUGUUGAGGACGUCGGGGGCUCGAGGCCUGGUGGCGAUUCCCUACCGAACCCUGGACGGCACCGCUAAGGGAGGCGAGGACUACGAGCUGGCUGCUGGGAAGCUGGAGUUUCAGAAUGACGAGACCAUGAAGAUAAUCGAGGUGAAAAUCAUCGAUGACGAAGAGUACGAGAAGAACAAGACGUUCACCAUCGAGCUGGGAGAGCCGGUUCUGCUGGAGAUUGGGCAGAAACACGGUGACUCCAAUGAGAACAAGCCACUGGUGGGAGCAGAGGAGGAGGAAGUGGCCAAGAUGGGAUGUCCCAGUCUGGGCGAGCACACACAGGUAGAGGUGGUCAUAGAAGAGUCCUACGAGUUCAAGAGUACAGUAGAUAAGCUGAUCAAGAAGACCAACCUGGCCUUGGUGGUGGGAAGCAGCAGCUGGAGGGAGCAGUUUGUCAGCGCUGUGACUGUUAGCGCAGGAGACGACGACGAGGAGGAGAGCGGCGAGGAGCGUCUGCCGUCCUGCUUCGACUACAUCAUGCACUUCCUCACCGUCUUCUGGAAGGUUCUGUUCGCCUUCGUGCCGCCCACCGAGUACUGGAACGGCUGGGCCUGCUUCAUCGUCUCCAUAUCGCUCAUCGGCGUCCUGACGGCCGUCACCGGAGAUCUGGCGUCGCACUUCGGCUGCACGAUAGGCCUGAAGGACUCGGUGACGGCGGUGGUGUUCGUGGCGCUGGGAACGUCGGUGCCAGACACAUUUGCCAGCAAAGUCGCCGCCAUCCAGGACCAGUACGCCGACGCCUCCAUCGGCAACGUCACCGGCUCCAACGCCGUCAACGUGUUUCUGGGCAUCGGCGUGGCGUGGACCAUCGCCGCCGUCGCCUGGCGCUCCAAGGGGAAGCCUUUCAAGGUGGAUCCGGGCAGCCUGGCCUUCUCCGUCACCCUCUUCACCAUCCUGGCCGUGGUGUGCGUGCUCACGCUGCUGUACCGGCGGCGGGCGGCGGUGGCCGGCGGCGAGCUGGGCGGGCCGCGGACUUGCAAGCUGCUAACGUCGCUGAUGUUCGUCUCGCUGUGGCUCAUUUACAUCCUGCUGGCUUCACUGGAGGCCUACUGCCAUAUACCAGGGUUUUAAAUGGAGAGGGGGGAGAAGAGGGAGAGAGACCUACUGCCAAGAUGUGGAGAGAGAGAGAGAGAGAGAAAGGGCGAGUCUUCAGGGAGGUCGGAGCAAAGGUGCACUGAUGUGUUUAAGCUUUUCACUGGAUGUUUUUUCUCGUUUUUCUUGAAAGAUGAGUCUCAUUUGACACUAAAACUCUCCAAUGAUGUCCAAACUAAUCCUCGACAUUGGUGUCCUUUUCUUACUCUCCAUCCAUCCAGCGAGGAGGAAACUUCCACCAUAAACACAUUUUCUAGAGCUAAAGAUCAACUUCUAUCCUCAACAGUUUAAUAGUUGAUAAAAAAGCAGGAGGGAAGAUGAUCAGAGGAGAAAAGAAGUCAGAGAAAACCUGAGAAAGGAAGAAAAGAGAAAAUCUGAGAGAACAGAGGAAAAAAACAGGCAAGAGAAGAAGAAUAGAAGGACAGCAUCCCCUCCUGACUCCCUCUCUCACUCUCUCCAUCUUCACACUAUCGUCAUGGCAACGGUGAAUCCUCCUGUCAUAACCUUUGAACUCUAACACUAUCAGUGACUUAUUACUUCUACAUUUUUUCCCCCAAAUGCACACACACACACACACACACACACACACACACACACACACACACACUUGAUUCUCACCACCUUGCAGGCGAGAUGAAAACUGACCACCUUUGUUUUCCUUCCUGGAUACACUGUGCAAAGCGAGUCCCUCCACCUUCUAACACAUCUACACAACCUGUACACUUCUAUCCCUGCGAACAUACUCUCCCCCGUCCCUCCCUCUUGCCUUACUUUUAUCUCCCCCCCCGUAGGAAUCGUCUCAAAGUUGUGAUAAUGAAAAUGCCGUAGUCGCCACCAACUGGUCCUCUUUUUUUCGAUUGAGCCAAUCCCGAGUCCUUUUCCCUUGUUCCUCCCCGACCCAGCGCUAUUUUUUUUUCUACAACUCUUCAAUGGCGUCACGUGUUGAUGUUGUUACCGUGCAAUUGUAAAAAAAAGUAAAACAACAACAACAACAUGAAGAGAUGAAGAAAAGAGGGGUCCAGAUGUUGGAGUAGAACGUUUUCCACCUCUAAACGGGUGAUUUUGUUGCAGUGCAGCAGCAUUGUGCACUAAAUAUGGUGAAGUGCACCGUUUACACUGCGGCCAAGCAGCAAGUUACGCACCGCCAAGAGACUUAGACACGAGAAGGACCGAUCAGAAUGAAGGACUGACUUUCUUUGAGGACGACGAUGACAGCGUUGUUCAUGACAAAUCAAGACUGUGACCAUACCCAGUGUUUCUAAAUGUACAUGAUAAUAUAAGAAACUUUUAUCGAUGUGUGUGAGAAAACAUUGGUAUUUCGUUUAUGUUGAGCUCCCCUCUUCGUACGGAAAACUGUGGAGAUAUAAAAGAGAAAGAUCCACGAAAGAGUCGGACGCUGUGAAGGAAAUGUACGGCAGCUUUGAAAUAUCACGACUGUUCUGCAUCAGUUUCUGUGUACGCAAGGACAUAAAAACCACACAAGUCUCUGUUAUCCAAAGAUUUAAUAGACGAACGUUGUCACUUCACAGGUAGAGUUCAGUUCAUUUUCAGUUUUACUCACAAAUCCUCCACAAGCUGUUUCCUGGAGUCGGUAAAAACUGGCAAAUCGAUGAGUGUUCACACUACGGCUAAAUGAUCUGACAUCUUUUAUGAGAAAAACUGUGCUAUUUAUUUAGUUUUUGUGCAAUGUUUGUUGACUCAGGCAUGGUGUGUGUGGAAGUGAAGCCAGAAUAGCUCGAAAUGAGAAUAUUACGCCAUAUAUCAUGUAAAAAAAAUCAGCUGUUUUGUCUGAGUGUUGAAGCCCAGAUUAGCGUUAUGUGGUGUCAUUACUGCUGUCCUGCCCGCAGGCUGGACUGAAACUGGACAGAAGGGACGGCAUAUGGCUUGUCAGUGUAGAUUAUUAUUGAAUGCAUUCCCCUUGUUAACAAUAGUAUAGAAAGAGGAGCUCCGCAGGAACCGAGCCGCUUUCCUCUCAGCUGCCCACCGCGCUGAUUGUGAACUUCAAGGAGAAUCCUCCUGAGAGAAAACAAUAAUUUGGCUUUUUGUUGUCCUCCAAAGUGAAAAACCGGCCUGAAAACAGCAAUUUACCUGCCCAGCAUCCCCCCUUUGUUAAAUAUGGACGAAUUAGCCGCCGCUUUCAGCCCCCAUGUAAGCGCAGGCUUCACAAAGGAAAAGCCUCUGAUGUCGCCUGAACAAGGUCGGUGCUUGUAAAAAAGGGAUUUAAGUGAUUGAUUUGGAGCUGGGGGACAUUUCUCUGCGGGGUAAAAUGCCGUUUUGUUAGCUUUUCCCUCUAAUGUGACAUUUUCGGUGCCACACCAGUUCCCUUUCGCUUUCCGACGGCUAUAAAGUGGAAAUGACAUAUUCCAAACUUCGACUGUAGAGGGUCAGUGAAAGCAGCAGUCGAAGCUUCAAACAGCUGUUUUCCAGCCAGAGGUUCAUUGAUAGAAAGAGCUUGGCCUCCUGCCACGUUGCUCUCGGCCUGUUUCAAAGGGAUAUUUUCUGGCUGCUAAUAUUUACCAUUGCUGUCUGGAAUUAAGACAUGAUUGCUGAGUUUCCACUUCAUAGAGCAGGCACCCUGGAGCUCGGAGGGUUUUAGUGUUUUGGCCAAGGACAGUUCAAUGUGUUAGGAGUCAAAAAAAAAAAACUGAGGUCAUGUCGAGUCCUUCAGUCUCCUCAAAGUCCAUCGUCCUUGGAAAAUUUCAGCGAGUAAUAAAAAAACUAAAUUGUUAUUUGAGCAAAUUAGCACCAAAAGGCCUGUUGAAUGUUAAAAAUUGCCAAAAUUUUCUCAUUUAUCAGAGCCAGGAACUGUCAAAGCAGAGAUAAUUAUUGUGCUUUUUUAACUUUCCGAUGGUCUUUGAACCACUCAUCUGUGACAUCCUGUCCCGUCAAAAAACUCAACUAAAUCUAAGCCUAAAAUCAUAUGUUCUUAAAAUCACUUUUUCUAUGGGUCUCAUUUAAACAGUCCAGCAGUCCAUGAAGCCAUAUGUGAUGAAUACAAAUAAUUGUGUGACUUCUCGGCUGAACUGCAGGCUGUGUUUACAUAGGAGUAGUCUGUAUUAGGUAGUUUUUGUGCAGUUUUUGUCCGCUAGUGGUCAUCAAAAAAAUUCAACUGUCUGUUUCUUUUUCUGUGAUUAAUGGCGUUAUAGCUGUUAUGCUGCACAGAAGACAUUUCUAACUUCUCUCUACUUCUAGUCAUGGUUGUGCUGGUUCCAUAGAGGGGCAGGACUUCUUAUUACAGUGAAAAAUGAGCCCACAGUGAGUAAAAAUACCUCAAAACUGCUUUGUGUGAUGAUAACUUUAAAAUGCAAACAUUUUCAAGCAGUUUGAGGAAUUAAAAGCGUUUUUUUCCUGAUUUCUGUGCAGAUCUUUGGACGUGGAAUGGAAAUUGAUGCGAAUCAGAUUUGAGUGUUGGAAAUGGCAGCAAUCGGGUUGAGAUGACUUAACUGCAGAUGAGAUCAACGUCCAGUUACUAACGGCUUCUUUCAGCACUACGAAUCCACGAAUCAUUCAGGGUUCAUAUCUUUUCUGGCGGUUUAUCCAAUAUUUAUAUUUCAGUCGGAGCCAGAUUUUGCCCCAAACUGGACCGGACAUGACCUCGGUGUCCUCGGCUGUAGCUUCAGGCCCGACCGCUCGCUGACACCGUUUGGAUAACUGUCACGCCACCGAAACUCCGGAUCCUUUUCAUUACCUGCUCCAGUCUUUCCUGCAGGAAGGCAGACAGAGGUCAUGAGCCGGUUGACUCUGCAGGACGCCAGCUGGGCCAAACUCUCUUUUCCUCAAUGACUGAGCCUUCCGUAGCAGUUUAAGAAUGAGUGGGCAGGAUAAUAGUGCUGCUGACGCCACAGGAACACAAAAACGCUGGGCCGCAUUUAGAAAUCGAGGCUUUUUAAAGGCUGAUAAGCCUCGCUGGAGGACGGCUGCGUGUGCAUGCUUUAUUAGUGAGCAAAGAAAUGCAACCAUAUUUUUAGUCUUUUUGCCUGUUGCUUAGCGACCAUCUAGCUGCUAGCCGUUGUCUUCUUGACUGUUGCCGGUGUGUGCGAGGCAUCAUGUGUGCGUCAUCUAACAAUUCCCCCUUUGUGUGUGCUUGCCUUCCUUCCAGUGAAUGUGACAGUGUAGUUUGGUUUUUCUCUCUCUGGGGAAAAGUUCAACACGUCAAGUUUUUCUCUUUUGCUUUGUUUCUCCCCCGUGCCUCCCCUUCGUUUGCAUGUGUUUCCACUGUGUAUUUGUGCCUUUGUGUGUGUGUUUGUGUGUGUGGGUCGGUGUUCUAAUCUCCUUACGAGGGCUUGCCCUGUGUGUCCCUGGCUGAGUCCCAUAUGCUAGAUUAAUGAAUUCGAAUGCCAACCUGACCCACAGUAAAAAAGAAAAAGACCUGGAAAUUGGAUUCCCCGUCUAGUGUGUGUGUGUGUGUUUGUGUGUGUACCCGUCAAAUAAGAUUAGAUAUAUAAUAGAUCUGGCUGUCAAUCGAGGCUGGGAAUAGAUGGUGGCACUUUGCUUGAUAAAGAGUGUGUUUGGAUCGGUACCGUUAAGGUCUCUGCCUCCUCGUAUCCUGAUUGGCCGGUUGGCUGCAUGUAAACACGUGUGCAGAUUAAUGCUAAUUCACGCACAUGUGCAGAGGAUCGAUACAGAAAUCAGUCGACGAAGCUACACACACGCUUUUUCUCUGCCGCUGACAGCAUCUAUAAAUAGAACUGUGAGGAAAAUGUAACACUUAAAAUGAGAAAAUAUCUACAGUUGUGGCCUGAGAAGAAACUGAAAUGUGUUUAUUUCCUGUAUAAUUUGCUGUGUGUGUUUGAGGUGAGAGAAAAUGACUUCAUGAUGGAAAGAAUAUUUGUGAAAGUAUUUGUUUGAGUACACCUUGAAGCUGGUGGCAUUGUUGUUACACCCUUUUCACAAUUUUUCUGAAUGAAAACUGUUCGGCAACUAAUUCACAAAGACAUUAUUAAUAAUAAUAAUACCAUGGAUAAAUGCAGACAAAACAUAUUAGUGAAAUCGCAAAGUAAUCCAAAAUUGGCAAAAUUCUGAAUGUUACUCAUCGCUCUGAAACUCUACUUCUUACAUUUUCAUUGAAGAAAAUCGAUGGGAACGUAAAGCUCCUCCUAUUUCUGAACUCUACUCUCUGAUUGGCUGGUUGACAGAAUGGAUAGCCAAUCAUACAACGGGAUCCAUCCUGCUUGACUUUCUACUUUGUGUCAUUGAAAUUAUAAAAGAAAAUUUCACAAUACUGAUGUGAAUGUUAGAAAUGUGUUUUCUCACCGUUUCUUCAUGGUUACAUUACAUAUUUUGUCUGUAUUUAUUCAUAGAACUGUUUCUUUUUUAAUGUCUUACUUUUUUUGGAGCAUCUGAAGAAGACACUGUAAGGCAGUUGUGUGCUUUUUGGAAAUGUUUGGAUUUAUCUAUAUAUAUAAAGAAUUUGGUACAAGUAAUUCCUAAAUAGUUCAUAAAGAACAAAAUUAAUUUACAUUUAUGUGCUUUGCCACCAUUCUAAUUUGGAAACAUCUCCAGUGUGUGUGUUUCAGACCACUAUGUAUUAACCAGUGUGUAUUUUCUUUGUUUUCUACCUUCUUUUCUUCCCACCUCUACGUUAGCCACUCUCUACCUUAUAAAUAUUUAUAUAUUUUUCACUUUAUACUCAUGCAACCCUAUUUAUGAGGUCACAAAGUGCUUUUGAUAAAAAAUAUCUGGUAUUUAAUUUUUUUCAUUCAUUUUAUUAUUAUUAUUAUUACCUUAUUGUACUUUUUGUUGCAUUUGUUUUCAUGUUGUUCUGGUGAUUUGUUUUGUAAAAGGACAAAAAAAAUCCCUCAAAGAGUAGAACAACUUAGAAUAGUAACAAACUACAAUGAGUGUGCUCUUAUCCUUUUUAGUGUGUGUGUGUGUGUGUGUGUGUGGGUGUGUGGGUGGGUGUGUUGAGGGUGUGUGUGGACGUGUGCAUUUCUUCAUAUCAUUCCGUCCAUGAGUGUGUCGAUGCAUGAAUUAAACUCAUUCUGAAUACAGUCUUGAUGUUGGAAACUGUCGUAGUAAAGAGUAAAGUAUUUUUCAAUGCUGAAAAUGACAUGAUAUGAAAAACGAUAUAGAUGUUUACAAAGACCAAACUAAUCUCUUUCUCUUUUUUUUCUCAAAGAUGAAAUAAAACUUGACUGGCAAAUGCUCAGAA
Molecule: messenger RNA, 9181 nt
Organism: Acanthochromis polyacanthus (spiny chromis)
Lineage: Eukaryota; Metazoa; Chordata; Actinopteri; Pomacentridae
Product: sodium/calcium exchanger 1-like
Exons: 16
Coding region: 184-3009 (941 amino acids)
Biological process (GO): sodium ion transmembrane transport; cell communication; calcium ion import across plasma membrane
Cellular component (GO): axon; sarcolemma; postsynapse
Molecular function (GO): calcium:sodium antiporter activity
Source: RefSeq, a predicted model, not a curated record